ACUAGUGCUCUUACCCUACUAUUGUCCACGAUGAAAACAAACGAUAACCUAUGACUGUUCAUUGAAAUUAGGGAAGUCCGAAUCCCAAAUUUGUAAACAGAUAUUGUUAUCGCAAUAUAGCAGGAUGGAACACGUCAUAAUACGUAUGAUAUAAAUGAAGUGUAGAUAAAAAUACACCAGUUUGUGAACACAAUUCAUUCGGGAUAGAACCGUGAAAUAUUUCUAAGCAAUGGAUAGUUCAGAUAAGUCAAAUCUUCCGCUUCUGCUCGAGAUAGACUGGGAGCGACAUGAGGCAUAUACUGGAGAGAAUAUUUUUCACGUCAUUGCAAAAAAAGGAUGGUUAAAGAUGCUGUGUGCACUCGAGGGGCUCGUAGAUGAAAAGAUCAAGCCAUGGCUACGAAAGUGGAGCAGGGACGGCAAUACUUGCCUCCACGAAGCAGCGUUGAGAAAUAAAGGACCACAAGCAAUACGGAUAAUGGAAAAGUUAAUAGAAUAUGGAGCAGACCUUAAUUUAAAAAGUUCUUGUCAUAAACCUGUACUUCACGUGGCAGUAGAAAGAAACGACUAUGAACUAGUUGCAUGGAUUUGUCAGCAACCAGGCAUCAAUUUGGAAGCAGAAGAUUUCUACAAAUUCACUGCCCACCAAUUGGCAUCGAAGAAAAAUCUCAACAAUGACAAAAAAAUGGUGAAGAUACUUGAAACCUAUGGUGCAAUUCCUCGGCAAGAUGGCAGCAGUGAAGACGAAGUAAGUGAUUCAGAAGAAAAGAGUGAUUCAGAAUAGUAACUGGAAGUGUGAAAAAAAAAUGUUGUAUUCAAAAAUGUUAUGUGUACGUGCUGCAAAUAACAUAAGUGCACUUGUGUUUCAUCGGUAAGUGAUAAGUGCUAGACAUAGACAAUGUCGCCUUAGUUAAUAGGUUUGGAAUAACUUGUAUGCGAAUUUGUAUUGAAUUGUUUAUUAGAUUUAAAGAGACUAUAAUGUAAAAAAAAUUAAAUAUAAUUAUAUAUAAUUGUAUGUAAUUAUCUAGUUCAUUUUUAUGUUAUUCUCUGAUCGGAAUAAGUAAUGAAUCACAUCCGAUAACCGAAUGUUAAUCGAUCGCUAUUGAUGUAUAGGUAUUGUAAUUUACUGUUUGUAACUUGUUUCUAAAUCAUUGUAUCAUGUAGGGUAUUGGGUAGUAUUUUGAUUUUCAUUUUUAUAAUAAACAUAACUGGGUCUAAAACGUCGUUUUUUUUUUGUUUUCAAAUUCAAUACUAUAUGAUAUCUUAACGUACAUCCAAUGUUGUUUAUAGGCUAUAAAAUAUUUUAAGUUAUUUAGCGUACCAAAUUAAGCUUUCACCGAUACUCUAUGUCCGGUAAGAAAAUUGCAGUUCACAAACCUAAUGAUGAUCCCUUUUAUCUUUCAAAAAUGAAAAUUUCUUGAUGAAGUC
This is a messenger RNA of Microplitis demolitor, 1425 nucleotides long. It is a transcript of the gene Ank-n4, whose product is annotated as viral ankyrin-4. The coding region runs from base 230 to 781 and encodes 183 amino acids. The transcript has a single exon. Gene Ontology annotation, molecular function: protein binding. NCBI's taxonomy places the organism in Eukaryota, Metazoa, Arthropoda, Insecta, Hymenoptera, Braconidae. The record is from RefSeq and is marked provisional.